Messenger RNA from Microplitis mediator, 1773 nucleotides. RefSeq lists its product as uncharacterized. Bases 68 to 1630 code for a protein of 520 amino acids. Lineage: Eukaryota; Metazoa; Arthropoda; Insecta; Hymenoptera; Braconidae. The record is from RefSeq and is a predicted model, not a curated record. The transcript has 2 exons.
GAUUCAUAGUGGUAAAGUGUGAGAAUAUUUUUACACGGGUUUCAAAUUUAAAAAAAAAAAAAAAAACAUGAAGGUUUUAUAUUGCAUCGCUCUUGUCGCCAUGGUUGCCUUGUUCAAGGAAUCGUCAGGAUUUGAACUCAACCAUGCGCGCAUGAUCAAUUCUCAAUCUGAAGCCAAGGAAGCAGUCACGACUGAGUUUCCCACUUCUACUGAAACUAUGAGUGAACUCAUCCGUGUUGCCAGAGAAGCUGAAACCACUGAAAUCCCAACCACCACUGAAGCUGCUUCAGAACACGUCCGUGUUGCCAGAGAAGCUGAAACCACUGAAGUGCCAACCACCACUGAAGCUGCUUCAGAACACGUCCGUGUUGCCAGAGAAGCUGAAACCACUGAAAUCCCAACCACCACUGAAGCUGCUUCAGAACACAUCCGUGUAGCCAGAGAAGCUGAAACCACUGAAGUGCCAACCACCACCGAGGCUGCCUCUGAACUCGUCCGUGUUGCCAGAGAGGCUGAAACCACUGAAGUUCCAACCACCACUGAAGCUGCACCUGAACACAUCCGUGUAGCAAGAGAAGCUGAAACCACUGAAUUCCCAACCACCACUGAAGCUGCUUCAGAACACGUCCGUGUUGCAAGAGAAGCUGAAACCACUGAAGUGCCAACCACCACUGAAGCAGCUUCAGAACACAUCCGUGUAGCCAGAGAAGCUGAAACCACUGAAAUCCCAACUACCACCGAGGCUGCCUCUGAGCUCGUCCGUGUUGCCAGAGAGGCUGAAACCACUGCAGUUCCAACCACCACUGAAGCUGCACCUGAACACAUCCGUGUAGCAAGAGAAGCUGAAACUACUGAAAUCCCAACUACCACCGAGGCUGCCUCUGAACUCGUCCGUGUUGCCAGAGAGGCUGAAACCACUGAAGUUCCAACCACCACUGAAGCUGCACCUGAACACAUCCGUGUUGCCAGAGAAGUUGAAACCACCGAAAUCCCAACCACCACUGAAGCUGCACCUGAACACAUCCGUGUUGCCAGAGAAGCUGGAACCACUGAAGUGCCAACCACCACUGAAGCUGCUUCAGAACACGUCCGUGUUGCCAGAGAAGCUGAAACCACUGAAAUCCCAACCACCACUGAAGCUGCUUCAGAACACAUCCGUGUUGCAAGAGAAGCUGAAACCACUGAAUUCCCAACCACCACUGAAGCUGCUUCAGAACACAUCCGUGUUGCCAGAGAAGUUGAAACCACCGAAAUCCCAACUACAACCGAAGCUGACUCUGAACUCAUCCGUGUUGCCAGAGAAGCUGAAACCACUGAGGUUCCAACAACCACUGAAGCUGCUUCAGAACACAUCCGUGUUGCAAGAGAAGCUGAAAUCACCGAAAUCCCAACUACGACUGAAGCUGACUCUGAACUCAUCCGUGUUGCCAGAGAAGCUGAAACCACUGAGGUUCCAACAACCACUGAAGCUGCUCAAGAACAUAUUCGUGUUGCCAGAGAAGCUGAAACCACCGAAAUUCCAACUACGACUGAAGCUGACUCUGAACUCAUCCGUGUUGCCAGAGAAGUAGAAGUAACCGACAUUCCAACCACGACAGAAGUUCAAACUGAUUCCGACUUACUUAACUAAUUUAUUAGAAACUAAUAGUACCAAAAAUUCAAUAUUAUAGUAGUUUAUAAUUUUUUUACCGCACCGACGCUGUUAUUGGGUGCAGAAAUAAUUUUCUUCGAUCUAAAUGUUGAUGUAACUUUUAAAUUGUAUUUAUUUCCUUA